UGUGUUUCUUCCUCAGAAAUGGAGCAAACUCUAUAUUUCAUUCUUCUUCUCAUUGCUCUCUGCUCCGUAUCUGAAUGUGUUCAGCGUCAGUAUCACUUUAUAAACGUGAGGAAGAACUGGACUGAAGCUCAGAGAUACUGCAGAGAGAAUUACACAGAUCUGGCCACCGCUGACAACAUGAACGCCAUGAAUGAGCUGAACAAGUGUGUGAAUGAUAAAGAUGUUCAGAAUGUCUGGAUUGGGCUGCAGAGGAAAUGGCAGUGGUCUUCAGCUGAACCUGCGCUCUAUCUGAACUGGGCUCCUGGACAACCUGAUGGCAAAGAUGAGUGUGCUAUGAUGAGAGAUGGACAAUGGCAUGAUGGGUCAUGUAGGGAUGACAGCCUGACUUUUGUCUGCAAUUCAUCUAAAACGAACACAGGACUCGUCUUUGUCAAUCAGAAGAUGAAUUGGACAAAUGCUCAGAGUCACUGCAAGCAGAAUCACAUUGAUCUGGUCAGUGUGAGGAACCAGAAUGAGAAUCAACAGCUUCAGAAGUUCAUCAGUGAUAGUCACAUAUCUGGUGAUGUCUGGAUCGGUCUGUUCAGAGACUCAUGGCAGUGGUCAGAUCAGAGUAACUAUUCAUUCAGUUACUGGAAGUCUGGUGAACCUAAUAAUGUUGGAGGUAAUGAAAACUGUACAGUGAUCGAACCAAGCACUCAGGGACAAUGGAUAGACAUCUCUUGCAACCAACAAUUUCCUUUUGUGUGUCAUGAAGAUAAACUGAUUCUGAUCAACGAGAAUCUGACGUGGUCUGAAGCUCUGAGAUACUGCAGACAGAAUCAUACGGAUCUGGUCUCGGUUCAUUCAGAAGAGAUUCAGCGUCGUGUGAUGAAUGUGGUUCAUCGGGCGUCUACUGAGGCGGUGUGGUUGGGUUUACGUCACUCCUGCACUGUGGGCCUCUGGUUCUGGGUGAGCGGACAGACCGUGUGCUAUCAGAACUGGGCGAUUGAUGAUUCAGAGAACUGUGAUUCUGCAGUGAGAUCUGGAGCAGUUCAGUCUGGAGGAGAUCAGCGCUGGAUCAGCCGUCCUGAGACUGACAGACUCAACUUCAUCUGCAGCAGAUAUGAAGAGUGAAGGAUACGUUUGUGCUGUUCUUUCAAAACUGGCAAAUCUUCUUCUUUUUUCUUUUUUUUUUACUGUUUUCAUCAGAUAAUAUGCUUAUAUGAAAGUACAAUGAUAAUUUCUGUAUCUGGACAGUAUCAUAUGAGUCUUUUUAAUACCAAUAUAACAUACUUUAAUAUGCAUUUUAAAGACCCCAUGAAAUUAAAAUAAUUUUUAAUCUGUGGCUUUAAGCUACAUUUACAUUUCAAAAUUAUAGUUGUUCUCUUCCAGAAAAAUAAUUCAGUAGCACUUUCUGUGAAGCCUGUAUUUAUAAUGCAUUAUACGAGUCUGAAACGAUUAAGUUUAUAUAAUUUUUAAAUGUUUUAUGUGGGAGAAAUGGUAUGUGGCCAUUUCAUGAUUGUGACUGUAAGUGAUUGUUUGGAUUAUUUUUCACAUGGAAGUAACUACUGUGUAAAUAAAACUUGUUGUUGGAUCACUUUUAUACGGAAGAGGAUUAGG
Molecule: messenger RNA, 1599 nt
Organism: Megalobrama amblycephala (Wuchang bream)
Lineage: Eukaryota; Metazoa; Chordata; Actinopteri; Cypriniformes; Xenocyprididae
Product: C-type mannose receptor 2-like
Exons: 4
Coding region: 19-1113 (364 amino acids)
Source: RefSeq, a predicted model, not a curated record